AUGAUUUUUAAUGAUAUCAUUUUAAGGUUAUUUCAUUAGCUCUGGUUCUGUAUAUUAAAUUAUAAAGACACAAACAGUAUUGAGACUGAGGAUGAAGAUGUUUGUGCAUCAUGCAAAUCUGUCCUUUUUGGUGGGGAUUUUAUCACGGUAUUCUAGAAGUGCACUUGGGGUGCAGGAAGACAAUGAAGUCCUGAAAACUAAUAGCCCCCCCCCUUUUUUUAGCCAUGCCAUCAGUCUUACAUUUUACUGGGUUGGCAAACCUUUUCUGUCUUAGCUUGAGGAGAGAUGUCAAUGCUUUUAGUGAAAACAAGAGUUUUCCCACGAUCUUCUUCUAGUCUAUAAUAAUAAAAGGGUAAUAUGCUAAUUAGACCGGACAUCUUCCAGACGUCCUUCCGGACGUCCUUCCUGACGAAGCCAGGGCCGGAGGGAAGCCCUGACUGAAGUAGUUCAAGUGUUCACUUAGUUGAGAAGCAUAUUCUUUUCAAAAGGAAAUUUGGUGCUCGCUUCGGCAGCACAUGUACUAAAAUUGGAACGCUACAGAGAAGGUUCGCAUGGCCCCCGUGCAAGGAUGACACGCAAAUUCGUGAAGCGUUCCACAUUUUUUUUUAAAAAAAGGAAAUGUGUUUUUUAAUCCUGGAGGAGGAAGAAUUUAUCUUUUCUGGUCAGAACUUAAAAUGCAAAGCCAAAUCCAUGUGCUUGACAUUUUGCCUUGAUGGAUUACUUUUGUCACAAGGCUGGUUGUAGCAGAGCAGAUGGUCAUGCUACUUGGAGUUUUCCACUCAUUUGAUGUUUCCAUGAAGAAACGAUUUGCCGGAAGCCAGCCUCAGCUACAGUUGCACUGGGGACGAUGCUGAACUUUGCUUGCAGAAGCUGGAGGGUAUUGGGGCAGCCCUUCCUGCUGAACCGGUCAGUAGUCUCCUGGUAGAUGCCUGGUAGACAUCUUAGAACUUUAAAAACAGAGAAGACCUGCUUUUAGGGGAAAAUGCUGAGGGACACUAUGAAAUCUUGGAAUGAUAGCCAGUCAGGUCUCUGUACCAGUGACCAAGAAGAGGAAGAAGAGAUGGUUUUUGGUGAAAAUGAAGAUGACUUGGAAGAGAUGAUGGAUUUAAGUGAUCUGCCCACCUCUCUUUUUGCCUGCAGUGUCCAUGAAGCAGUGUUUGAGGUGCAAGAGCAGAAGGAGAGAUUUGAAGCGCUUUUCACCAUCUAUGAUGAGCAGGUUACGUUUCAGUUGUUUAAAAGCUUUAAAAGAGUCAGAAUAAAUUUCAGCAAGCCUGAAGCAGCAGCCAGAGCACGAAUAGAACUCCACGAAUCAGACUUCAACGGGAAGAAGCUGAAGCUGUAUUUUGCACAGGUUCAGGUGUCCCGUGAAACACGAGACAAGUCGUAUCUACAGCCGCCCCAGCCGGUCAAGCAGUUCCUCAUCUCCCCUCCGGCGUCUCCUCCCGUGGGGUGGAAGCAGGGGGACGACGCGAUGCCGCUUUUAAAUUACGAUCUACUCUGUGCUGUUUCCAAGCUGGGACCAGGAGAGAAAUACGAACUUCAUGCAGGAACUGAGUCGACACCCAGCGUGGUGGUGCACGUCUGUGAAAGUGAAACGGAAGAGGUAGAGGAAACAAAAAACCCCAAACAGAAAAUUACCCAGACCAGGCGCCCGGAACCCCCAGCCACAGCACUGAGCGAGCCCCAGACCUUCGACUGUGCCCCGUGAGGCCUGAUGGUGGCGCGAGGCAGCUGCCAUCGCGGGUGCUGGUCGUGGAAACAGUGCCCCCUGCUGGGGCACUGCUGCUCGUGGUGUAGGUGAGGUGAGCAGGGCAUGCGAGGCCGUGUGUUCACCACGCCUGCGCCGUGGACACGGCAGUCUAGAGUAGAGGCUGAUAUUCUGAGAAGCACUGCAAGGAUUGGCCCCCAACAUGCAGCAUCUCUUGACCACUUUGAACAGUAGCCAAUUAGGAACACGGCCCCCUCCAGGAAUGUUCCUUUCCCUGAUUCUGUGUAGCAUGGAGAACCCCAAAACUAAAGCUGUAGUCGCCGAGCGCAGUCCCGUUUCUAUGAAUUUACAAGUAGUCUUACAGUUUUAAUAAUCUAGUGUGGGUAUUUUUGUACUGGUAUAACAGCUUCUAACUAAACCUCUUGAUCAAAGCUUAAUUACUAUUCAGUAUACCUGAAAUUUUUUGCACGUCAAGAAACCUGAAGUAUAGAAUAAUUCAUAGAAAAUCA
Molecule: messenger RNA, 2217 nt
Organism: Myotis lucifugus (little brown bat)
Lineage: Eukaryota; Metazoa; Chordata; Mammalia; Chiroptera; Vespertilionidae
Gene: RCAN3
Product: RCAN family member 3
Exons: 5
Coding region: 983-1708 (241 amino acids)
Biological process (GO): calcium-mediated signaling
Cellular component (GO): nucleus; cytoplasm
Molecular function (GO): calcium-dependent protein serine/threonine phosphatase regulator activity; nucleic acid binding
Source: RefSeq, a predicted model, not a curated record